This is a messenger RNA of Hyposmocoma kahamanoa, 1802 nucleotides long. RefSeq names its product WD repeat-containing protein 46. Gene Ontology annotation, molecular function: protein binding. Gene Ontology annotation, cellular component: 90S preribosome; nucleolus; small-subunit processome. The coding region runs from base 1 to 1794 and encodes 597 amino acids. Gene Ontology annotation, biological process: maturation of SSU-rRNA from tricistronic rRNA transcript (SSU-rRNA, 5.8S rRNA, LSU-rRNA). The record is from RefSeq and is a predicted model, not a curated record. The transcript is spliced from 11 exons. Lineage: Eukaryota; Metazoa; Arthropoda; Insecta; Lepidoptera; Cosmopterigidae.
AUGGCAAAACACAAAAACGAGAAUUUCAACAAAAAGAAAAAGAAUAAUCAUGAUAUUAAAACACCCAAACAGAAACGCUACUUUGAAGUGAAUAAAGAUGAGACCACGCAAAAGAAAGAUCAGAAAGCGGAAAACAUAGAGGUAUUUAACGUAAAAAUUACAAGACGAAUGCUGAAGGCUCAAGAGUACAAAAAAGGUGGCAAAUUUUAUAAAGGCAAAGUAAACAAAACACAAGGGAAAGUAACAAAAAAAUAUCCUGGCAAAGCAACUAUAGAUCCUACAGUUCUAGAGCAAUAUUCUCGUGGUGAAGGCAUUGACAAAAAUGGUGUAAAACAUCCAUUAUAUGCAGUAAAAUUGAAAAAAAAAGAGCAUAAAAUUAACUUUGCUCAAGAACAGGCUGCUAGGGCUGAGAUAUUAUUGACUGAAAACCAGGGUGGCAUUGAAGUUGGUGAUGAUGAGAAGACCACAGCAAUAUCCCAGAGAAUAAUAAAAGAAAAUGUCGACAUUGCUGCAGCUACCAAAAUAUUUGAAUUGCAACUCAACUUUGGUCCAUACAGAGUUAAAUAUUCAAAUAAUGGCAGGCAUUUGCUCUUGGGAGGCAAACAGGGACAUUUGGCUGCUCUUGACUGGGUUACAAAGAAAUUACACUGUGAAAUCAAUGUUAUGGAGUCUAUUCAUGAUAUUAGCUGGCUACAUGUAGAAACAAUGAUGGCAGUAGCCCAAAAAGAGUGGCUCCACAUUUAUGAUAACACAGGGACUGAAUUGCAUUGUGUAAAAAGAAUGGACAAGAUUUUGAGAAUGGAAUUUUUGCCAUACCAUUUUUUGUUGGCUGGUGUGAAUGAAUACGGUUUUAUGACAUGGCUUGACAUUUCCAUUGGUGAAAUAGUAGGGCACUACAACAAUCAUUUAGGAAGAACAUCAGUAAUGGCCCAAAACCCCUACAAUGCCACAAUUUGCUUGGGCAAUUCCAAAGGAGUGGUCUCUUUGUGGUCACCGACUGUCAGGGAACCUUUAGCGAAAAUUCUGUGCCACAAAACACCAUUGACUGCCAUUUCUGUUGAUAGUAGAGGAAUGUACAUGGCAACAUCAGGUGUAGACAGAAGCCUCAAAAUUUGGGACAUCAGAAAUCUCGAUGGACCUCUACAACAUUACAAAUUAAGAACAGCCCCACAAGAUUUGGAAUUCUCACAGAAAGAUAUGCUUGCUGUUGGCCUCGGAGAAGUUGUAGAGAUAUACAAUAACUGUUGUACACAGACUACAGAAAAGCCUUACUUGAGGCAUAGAAUGGCAAAAAGUAUAAACAACUUUAAAUUCUGCCCAUAUGAAGACGUUCUAGGCGUCGGCACUAGCAGUGGAUUCACUAGUAUUAUUGUGCCAGGAAGUGGAGAACCCAACUUUGAUGCUUUGGAAAGUAAUCCAUUCCAGACCAAGAGCCAAAGAAGGGAAGCAGAAGUCAAGGCUCUCCUCGAGAAAAUUCCUCCUGAACUUAUUACACUCAAUCCAUUUGAAAUAACUGAAGUCGACGUGCCGUCUUUGAAGGAACAGAUGGAGGCUAAGAAGAAACUUUUGUAUCUCAAACCAAAGAUAGUGGACUUAACGCCUAGACACAAAAACAAGGGCAAAACACAUAUAGCAAGGAAGAAAAUUAUAAAGGAGCAAGCUAGAAAGGAGUUCAUUGAACAAUCAAUAGAAGCAAAGAAAUUACUAGAUGUGGAAGAAAAGAAACCGAGAAUGCCAAAAGAGUCUUUUGGAGUCCUUGAUAGAUUUAUAUCCAAUCCUAAGUCUAAGAAUUAAAUUACUAU